UUUAUUUGUUGUAAAUAGGAUUAAAGGUAAGAAUUGCCGCUAUCUCUGGUCAUUUGGUAACGGAGUAAACAAAAGGCAAGGUCGUUAUUUAAAAAAUAUAGGAUGCAGUUCGUUAAAUGAACUCUCCUUAUACAGGACUCUUUGUUGGAGCGAGAUGAUGACACGAGGGGCGUAACAAGCUGUCUCACUUUUUCUACAGCAAAAAUCCUGAUUUGAGUAUCACAGUACAGGCACUAAUUAGGAUACCAUUAAUGAUAUAUUUCGAAAUGAUUUACAAAUUCAAAAUCUUCCAUUGGACACAAACAAUGCCAACUGUUUACAAAACAAUUAAAUAACGAAAACUAAUUAACGUACCAGAGUAACCCUAGGAAAGUUACCAGCUAGUUUGCAAACUUGUAUUUACCGCAAUCGUUAUGGAAAAAUACUCCUCCCUAUCACUUGUAAACAAACCGUAAGGAUAAACUUGACACAGAUAAUGUGAUACUAAAGAUUAAUCACUAUCUUAAACAAAUACAGCAACAAUUUAACGAUUUAUCGUAAUUAAUCACGGUUUUGAACUUAAAACAAUAAGAUCAAGAGUUCAAUGAAUGAACUCUGAAGGAAUAUUUCCGAUCCUUUCGAAUAAAUUAGUGUCUUAUCAACAUUCCAACCUAAGACUCUAUGAGUGUAUCUGUGCAAGAUAUAGGUACUAGAAUAUGUACAGAUCUUAAAUAUCACAUGAUCAAAUAUUAUUGCUUUGGUAUAAGUAGGUCAGGUAGUUUUUGAUUUCUUUUUAUUUUAUGGCCACCUCGUAACAUUAUAUUUUUUGCUGGAAAAUAAACCCCAAUACUACUACUCUACAACUAGUAGAAAUAAAAUUACACAAUAAAUCGUGCAUAGGUUUGGAAGACACAGAAAGUAAAAUGGAGAGGCUUUCUUCCAGAACAAUAGAAAUAAGAAAAUGGAUAAAAAAAAAAUGGUUGUAAAAUAUCAAAUAUGUUUAUUCAAUUUCAAUUCUCAAGGAACUCCACAAAAGCUAAUAUCAAAAAUUGCAUUAGCAAAUACGAAAGUGUUUCGCGAAAUUUGCUCUAUAAUCAUCUACAAACACAGGAAUACGUAUAGAAAAUGACAUCGCAAAUAUCGGGCUGUUUGCAGUUCAAACAAUGCUCUGAUAACCUCAGUUUCGAUUCAACAUUGCAUAGAAACAGUCUACGAUGAAGAGAAUAUUCCUGUUUCUAAUAUUAUGUGGUCUGAGUUACGGGCAAGAGGUGCCCACAGGCGCAAUUGUUGAUGUUAUCCACGCUGCUGCUCGAUCUUCUUCUGUUAUUGCUAAGUUGUGCUGGAGUCCAUCUAAAAUUCUGGACUUUUAUUCGACUUUAGCUGAACAGUAUACUCAAUUUACUACCGGAGAAGUUAUAAAUGGUGACGACGCUCAGUUUUAUGAUGAAGAGCAUCAUGCCGUAUUUCUGGCUGAUUUGGAAUGUCCUGAUAUUAUAAAAUACUUUCAAAAUAAUAGCGCAAGAAAUUUCUUUCGGGCUCCAUUUCGAUGGAUUCUUUUUGGGAGCUUUCGGAACAAUAGCCAGGAUGUUGUACCAGAAGAAAUCGCUAGCAUCGAUGUAUUGGUCGACUCAGAAGUAGUUGUUAUUCAGAGUAACAAGGACAUCUAUGAAAUGCACUUCAUUUACAAAAUCAGCUCAAAUCACACGUGGAAAACCGAGUUUUAUGGAACUUGGGAUGCGACAAAUAGGUUUCAAAAAUCUAAGCAACUCUCCGAAGCGACAGCUUUAAGACGUUUGGACAUCGAGGGAUAUGAAAUCGCGAUUUGUUACGUUAUCACGAACAAUGAGAGCAUUAACCAUUUAACCGAUGGAGUGGACGAUCAUGUCGAUACAAUUACGAAAGUGAACUUCCCCACUACGAACCACUUACUGGAUUUCCUUAACGCUAAGAGGAAAUAUAUUUUUGCUGAUACUUGGGGCUACCGAGUCAAUGGGACUUGGAAUGGUAUGACGGGUUACUUGGUACGAGGGGAAGUAGAGAUCGGAGGAUCGCCAAUGUUCUUCACAUUUGAACGGAUAUCAAUAGUAGACUACAUAGCCAGUCCGACACCAACCCGUUCGAAAUUCGUUUUCCAACAACCUAAGUUGUCUUACGAGAACAAUUUGUUCUUACUCCCUUUCAACACAACAGUUUGGUACAGUACCAUGGCGCUGGUCUUUAUAAUCUACCUAGUACUCCUCAUGGUCACGAAAUGGGAAUGGAAAAAAACCAAGGAUAGGAUUGAAAAAAGACAAAGAGAUUCUGGCGUCUUAAGAGCCAAUAUCUCAGACAUUAUAAUUUUAAUGUUUGGGGCCGCGUGCCAACAAGGAAGUCCUUGUGAAUUAAAAGGAUCUUUAGGAAGAGUGGUAAUGCUGGUCUUAUUCCUUGCUCUGAUGUUCCUCUACACGUCUUACUCAGCCAACAUCGUGGCUCUUCUGCAAUCCAGUUCAUCUCAUAUCAAGACCUUAGAAGACCUGCUCCAUUCUAGGAUCAAAUUUGGAGUUCACGAUACUGUCUUCAAUAGAUAUUAUUUUUCGACUGCAACUGAACCGAUAAGAAAAGAAAUCUAUCAAAAGAAAGUCGCACCUCCUGGCACCCCUCCCAGAUUCAUGACGAUGGAUGAAGGCGUCUUAAAAAUUCGAAAGGGUCUUUUUGCUUUCCACAUGGAAACUGGAGUCGGUUACAAAUUCGUUGGCAAAUAUUUCAAUGAAGGCGAAAAGUGUGGGCUACGGGAAAUACAGUAUCUGCAAGUUAUCGAUCCUUGGUUAGCUGUCAGAAAGAAUACACCAUUUAGGGAAAUGUUUACGAUUGGAACGAGGCGCAUUCAAGAACAUGGACUGCAACAUCGUGAAAAUCACUUAAUGUACGAAAAAAGACCAAAAUGCAGUGGGGGAGGAUCCAACUUCGUUUCAGUCAGCAUGGUGGACUGCUAUCCGGCUGUACUCAUAUUAACCUACGGCACCAUACUCUCUUUGUUCCUCUUAGGAUUCGAAAUACUAUUUCACAAAAGACAAACAUUGAUACACAAGUUGGGCUGUAUGAAGCAUAAUUACACCUGUGAUAACAGAUAUACACUAGAAGACAAAAUGAAGUCACCUUUAUUCUUUAUAAUUAUAAUAUUUUGUUUGGAAAAAUGUGUUUCAAUUUCCAACCAAACGAAUGAGCUCAAAAUGAUUGUUGAUUUUGUCCAGUCUUAUGAUAAACCGACUACUGUCGUUGCAAGAGUUUGCUGGAAGACAGCUGAGAAGGUGAAAUUGGCUAACAUGUUGGCAAUUGCAGAAAAACCAAGAAAUAUUGCGUUUUUGGGUAAACGUAAAGCUGUUAAAUAUUCAAAACCAAAUAACGAUAUCUUGUUUGUGAUUGAUUUAAAUUGCGAAGAUAGCAAUACUUUCUUUAUGCAGGCAGAAAAAAAUAAAUUAUUCACUAAGCACUACAGAUGGUUCAUAUUUGGAACAAAAGAAGUCGAUGAUGUUAUCCCAUACGAACUUGAAAAUAUUAAUAUUUUGAUUGAUUCAGACGUUAUUAUAAAACAAGAAAUGGAUAACGAGGAAUGUGUGUUAAAGUCAAUUUACAAAAUUAAUACGGACCGCGAUUGGAUAAGCAGACACUACGGCACAUGGUCACCUAAUUACGGACUCAUAUUAGCAAAAGAUAAUAAAAUUUCCAAUGUGAUGAAACGAAAAGAUCUGAGAGGAGAACCAGUGACUACUUCUGUUGUAAUAUCAGAUAAUAGUACAAAAACUGAGUUAUUUGACUUGAGACAUCUUACGAUAGACACUACUUCUAAAUCAGCUUACCGAAUCGUAUAUCCUCUACAUUACUUCCUGAACUCUUCAGCGCGACUCACGUUUUCUGAUACUUGGGGCUACUACAUAAAUAACACUUGGAACGGCAUGAUCGGAGAUAUACAUCUCGUGAAAGCGGAUUUGUGCGGUACGGUGACAUUCAUGACAAAAGAACGAGCAACUGUAUUAGAAUACUUGAUCCGGCCAACUCCAGUGAACUCCAAGUUUGUGUUUAGACAACCUCCACUCUCGUACCAGAACAAUUUAUUUCUAUUGCCGUUCACAACUAGCGUAUGGUACUGUGCUGCUGUAUUUGUUCUUAUACUCACAUUCAUAUUGUAUAUUAACACUCAAUGGGAUAACAAGAAAUAUGAGGAAUAUAAUAAGCAAAAAAUGGACCAAUCCUGUUUGCCACCAACUUGGAGUGAUAUCACGAUUUUUGUUCUUAGUGCUAUCUCACAACAAGGAAGUUCUAACGAAUUGAAAGGUACACUCGGACGCUUCGUUAUGUUCCUCGUGUUCCUAGCAUUCCUCUUUAUCUAUACUUCGUACUCUGCAAACAUCGUUGCCCUAUUGCAAUCGACCUCAAACCAAAUUCGGACUCUCUCUGAUUUGUUAAAUUCGAAACUCGAACUUGGAGUAGAAGAUGUUGCCUACAACAAAUAUUAUUUUUCGCCAGCAUACGCUUCACGUAACCCAAUAGCAAAAGCAAUUUACGAAACGAAAAUAGCACCGAAAGGUUCUCCAAACUUCAUGAGCAUUGAGGAGGGUAUCAAGAGAAUGCAAAAAAAACCUUUUGCCUUCAACAUGAACCUAGGCGUUGGCUACAAAAUAAUCGCUGCAUAUUUUCAAGAACAUGAGAAAUGUGGACUUCAAGAAAUAGACUUUAUUCAGGGUAACCAUCCGUGGUUAUGUUGCAGGAAAAAUUCGCCUUUCACCGAAUUGUAUAAAGUCGGGUUAAUGAGAAUAGAAGAACACGGUUUAAGUGACAGGGAAAACAAUUUGAUAUACGCAAAGAAACCUGUGUGUACGUCAAUGGGUGGGAGCUUUGGCUCAGUAAACAUGGUUGACUUCUAUCCAGUGUUACUCAUGUUGCUGUACGGAAUGAUAUUUGCUUUAGCAUUGCUUGCCGCUGAGGUUUUCGUACAUCGUCGAAAGCAAAAGAAAUUGCGCUUUAAUGAGGUCCACUCUGAAUAGUGGUUUUAUUUUGUAGAUGUAGAGUGUGCUUAAAUAUGUAGCUUCAUAAAGUAGAUAAAGUUUUAAUGAAAGAAUUGUUGAAGAAAAAGUUAAA
This is a messenger RNA of Trichoplusia ni (cabbage looper), 5094 nucleotides long. RefSeq lists its product as uncharacterized. Gene Ontology annotation, cellular component: membrane. The record is from RefSeq and is a predicted model, not a curated record. The transcript is spliced from 23 exons. The coding region runs from base 1194 to 5000 and encodes 1268 amino acids. Gene Ontology annotation, molecular function: ligand-gated monoatomic ion channel activity. Lineage: Eukaryota; Metazoa; Arthropoda; Insecta; Lepidoptera; Noctuidae.